CCUGCAACACAAAAUAAAAAACAACAAAAGGAACGAACGAAAUUACAAGCAAGGACUCGUCGUCUUUCGUCCUUCUUUGAAGCCCUUCGCAUCUUCAAAGUCUCUCUCUUUCUCCGAGAUCAGGAGCUACCAUCAGGUAAAUGGGUUUGUGGACGCUACUUGAAGGCUUCCUGCUUCUUGCAAAUGCUCUAGCAAUAUUAAAUGAGGACCGGUUCCUUGCGCCUAGGGGAUGGAGCUUCUCAGAAUUCUCUGUGGGCAGGACAAAGUCAUUGAAGGGACAGAUUAUAGGUCUCAUUUAUGCAACACAGUACCUGAGAGUUCCUCUCGUGCUACUCAAUUCCAUCUGCAUUGUUGUAAAAUUGAUAUCUGGAUGAUGCCAAAUGAGGUUUUGUGCAGAUUCAUCAAAUUUCUAUGGGGAGUCUGCCAAGUGCAACUUGCAUCUUCUGUUUCUUGGAAAGCAGAAGCAUUAGGUUGUUAGAUAGUGUUUGCCUUUUGCCUUCUCUAAGUAGAUUUUUCACAUCACUGUUCGAAAACUAUUUGACUUUAGAUAGUAGUUGUUUGGAAAUAUCUGUCUCUGAUGAUCAUGACAAAGCUGUCUUCUUGCUUGGUUUUAAGCGUCUAUGCGAUCCUUAUUCUUGUAAAUGAAGAUUGGGUACAUUGGCAGGGUCUGGGCUUGGUGAAAAUCAGCUCUACUGGCACCUAUAAGAACUUGUGACCCCCAUAAAUCUUGUACAAUUUGACAAUGUUUACCCAAAGCAAUUCAGUAUUCAAAUGUUAUUCAAGGAAUAAUGAUUAAAUUUGUCUAUGAUUGUGAAUGUCAAGUACAUGAAAGGUCGUAUUUAUCACCCUGUACUUUUAUUAGUUUUGUUCACAUUAUUUUAGGUAAUUGAGCAUUUAAUGUCACUGGAAUGCAGAUUUGCUUUGGAUGUGUAGACAUUCCGAACCCAACAGAUGGUCUUCUGCUACUCUGGCCAUAAAGUGAUAAACCUGAGGAACCAAAUAUGUAGAGAAUCUAUGCUAUUAUUUAUAUUUAUUUUUUUGUUUUUUGAUCUGAUAUUAUUUGAAGCUUAAGCUAUAAACGAAGUACAGCCUAAAUGCAUACUAAAUACAAUUGAGGGAUAAAUAUUGAAAAGGAAAAGGAAAAAAAAAAAAAGAA
Molecule: messenger RNA, 1156 nt
Organism: Rosa rugosa (rugosa rose)
Lineage: Eukaryota; Viridiplantae; Streptophyta; Magnoliopsida; Rosales; Rosaceae
Exons: 3
Coding region: 141-374 (77 amino acids)
Biological process (GO): endoplasmic reticulum to Golgi vesicle-mediated transport
Cellular component (GO): COPII-coated ER to Golgi transport vesicle; Golgi membrane; endoplasmic reticulum membrane
Source: RefSeq, a predicted model, not a curated record